Molecule: messenger RNA, 2470 nt
Organism: Carica papaya (papaya)
Lineage: Eukaryota; Viridiplantae; Streptophyta; Magnoliopsida; Brassicales; Caricaceae
Product: MAC/Perforin domain-containing protein
Biological process (GO): regulation of salicylic acid mediated signaling pathway; plant-type hypersensitive response
Cellular component (GO): plasma membrane
Source: RefSeq, a predicted model, not a curated record
UCUCCCAUCUCAGUCAAACCGCAAUUUUACUCAAAACUACCGAAAACGACACACAUUUUACUCUCCCUGGAUUUUUAGGGUUUUCUUCUUCUCAAUUUUCACUAUUCUUUUCCUUUUCUUUUUCUCUUUUCUUCUCUUUAAACUUUAGAAUCGAGUUUACAUCUCACAGUUUGCUGUAGCUCCGACUUCUGAAGAUCCUCGAUCAAGGAGCUACUUUCUGGAAAAUGUGACUGUGAUUUUGGGUUUAAUCUUUGGAUUUACUUGAGGAUUAAGAAGAGACAUCUUUCAACUUCAAUCUUCGUUUUAUGCUGUAGACAAUAGUUGCUUUUGGUUUUAUUGAAGAAGAGUUAUGUUCUGAGGAAUGGCACUUAGGGUUCCGGCUCCAAAGGCAGCUGAGAUUGCAAUUAAUUCUAUUGGGCGUGGCUAUGAUGUAGCAGUUGAUCUGAGGCUGAAGUACUGUAAAGGUGAUUCCAAGGAUUCCCGGUUAAUCGAGAUUGAAGAUGGAGGUCUUGAGAUUGUUUUACCUGGUGGCAUUUCUAUCCCAAAUGUUUCCAAAUCAAUCAAAUGUGAUAAAGGGGAGCGUACUCGGUUUAGGUCUGAUGUUCUCUCUUUCCAACAGAUGGCAGAGCAGUUCAACCAGGAUAUAUCUUUGACUGGGAAGAUCCCAUCAGGUCUCUUCAAUUCUAUGUUUGAAUUCUCAAGCUGUUGGCAGAAAGAUGCUGCAUACACUAAGGCCCUUGCUUUUGAUGGGGUAUUCAUUACUCUCUACACGGUUGCAUUGCAAAAAUCUCAAAUAGUACUCCGUGAUCAUGUAAAGAAAGCUGUCCCAUCAUCUUGGGAACCUGCUGCACUAGCAAGGUUUAUCGAGACAUAUGGUACCCAUAUUAUUGUUGGCGUGAAGAUGGGAGGGAAGGAUGUAAUUUAUGCAAAGCAGCAGCAUUCCUCAAAUCUUCAACCUGCUGAUGUACAGAAAAUGUUAAAAGAAAUGGCAGAUAGGAGGUUUUUAGAUUCCAGUGGACAAAAUAGCAUGGCUUCUGAACAAAUUUACGCAAAUGACAAGUUUGAAAUAAGGGAGCAGCGGCUUAGGUUUGCACAUAACAGUCCAUCGAGUUCGUACGCACAUAAACAGGACAUUGUCAGCAUUUGCAAGAGGAGAGGUGGAAGUGACAAUCGGAACCUACCUCAUAACGAAUGGCUGCAUACUGUUCAGUUGGAGCCUGAUGUGAUCUCAAUGUCAUUUAUUCCGAUAACUUCUUUGUUGAAUGGAGUACCAGGAAGUGGAUUCUUGAGUCAUGCCAUAAAUCUUUAUUUGCGAUAUAAACCACCAAUUGAAGAACUACAUCAGUUUUUGGAAUUUCAACUGCCAAGGCAUUGGGCACCAGUAUUUAGUGAACUUCCCCUUGGUCCACAAAGGAAGCAACAAAGUACUGCAUCUUUACAGUUCAGUUUCAUGGGGCCCAAGCUCCAUGUGAACACCGCUCCGGUUGAUGUGGGUAAGAGGCCAGUGACUGGCCUACGGCUUUAUCUAGAAGGUAGAAGAAGCAACUGCUUGGCCAUCCACUUGCAGCACCUUUCUUCUCUUCCCAAAGUCAUCCAGCUCGAAGAUGACCCAAAUGGCAACUUCCGCCAGGAGUCCCACGAUCGGAAAUACUUUGAGAAAGUUUAUUGGAAGAACUAUUCUCAUGUCUGCACUGCACCUGUGGAGUCUGAUGAGGAUCUUUCCAUCGUAACUGGAGCCCAGCUUCAAGUUGAGAACUAUGGGUUCAAAAAUAUCCUCUUCCUACGCCUGCGCUUCUCUACUGUUCUGGGGGCCUUGGUCCAUAAACACCCAGAAUGGGAUGGAUCACCAGGGUUAGCGCCAAAAUCUGGACUUAUUUCAACACUAAUCAGCCAUCACUUCACGACUGUUCAGAAGCCACCUCCUCGCCCGGCUGAUGUGAAUAUAAAUUCAGCAGUCUACCCUGGGGGACCUCCAGUUCCAGUCCAAGCUCCUAAGCUUUUAAAAUUUGUCGAUACAACAGAGAUGAGCAGAGGACCGCAAGAGAGUCCAGGGUAUUGGGUUGUUUCUGGGGCAAGACUAGUUGUAGAGAAGGGGAGGAUCUCUCUCCGGGUAAAGUAUUCUUUACUAACUGUUAUAUUACCUGAUGAAGAAGAUGUAGAGGAGCACUAGCGGAUUCUUUUAUCCUUUGGUUGCUCUCUGGGCAGUUGAUGAGAGAGAAGUUAAAAAGAAAGAAAGAAAGAAAGGAAAGAAAGAAAGAAAGAAAGAAAGGAGAGAAAUUUAAAAGGGGGAGGAAGAUUGAGAGUGGGCCAAAAUGUUGGAAUGGAGGAAAAGAGGUGAGUAGUGAUUGAUGGGAUGGUGAAUCAAGGUUGGCUGUUUUGUUGUUUGUGAGUUCACCACCUGUAAUUUUUGGUGUAUGGUAAUGUAGAUUCUUUUUUUUUUUUUUUUCACCUGUUGAUAUCUGCUUUUGUA